This is a messenger RNA of Sander lucioperca (pikeperch), 2029 nucleotides long. RefSeq names its product synaptobrevin-like 1 (gene vamp7). Gene Ontology annotation, molecular function: SNARE binding; SNAP receptor activity. The record is from RefSeq and is a predicted model, not a curated record. The coding region runs from base 179 to 973 and encodes 264 amino acids. Gene Ontology annotation, biological process: vesicle fusion; exocytosis. The transcript is spliced from 9 exons. Gene Ontology annotation, cellular component: SNARE complex; membrane. Lineage: Eukaryota; Metazoa; Chordata; Actinopteri; Perciformes; Percidae.
CAAUUGAGUACUUGGCAUAAUUAAUGUGGUACAAACUACAUUACCUAGCAUAGGAGCGAGUUCGUUUUCCGGUCUGGAGGUCUGGGCGAUUUGCAAAGCAGAAGCAAAGCCCGUCUUUGGCAGAAGUCACUCGAAAGGGAUUAGCAAGCUAGCUUGCUAGCAAAUUAAAUCUCUUUAGAUGUUGGAAACUGGCGCUAAAUUAGCUUCUUUGGACAGCGUUGACACAUCGAGCCUCUCUUCCUCUGCCAGUAACAUCUCACUGUUCUUUUGUGUGUUGUCAGCGUGUAAUAGAGCAGAAACACUAGCUGUUGCCAUGGCAAUCCUGUUUGCUGUGGUGGCUCGGGGAACCACCAUCCUGGCAAAGCAUGCAUGGUGUGGUGGCAACUUCCUGGAAGUGACUGAACAGAUUUUAGCCAAAAUCCCAUCAGAGAAUAACAAAUUGACCUACAGCCACGGCAGCUAUCUCUUUCAUUACAUCUGCCAUGACAGAAUCAUAUACCUGUGUAUCACUGAUGAUGACUUUGAGAGGUCACGGGCAUUCAGCUUCCUCAGUGAAGUCAAGAAGCGCUUCCAGACAACGUACGGGUCGAGAGCACAAACUGCCCUGCCUUAUGCCAUGAACAGUGAGUUCUCCUCAACACUGGCAGCUCAGAUGAAACACCACUCCGACCAACGAGGAUCAGAUCGUGUCACUGAGACUCAGAUGCAGGUGGAUGACCUAAAGGGCAUUAUGGUCCGCGACAUAGACUUGGUAGCUCAGAGAGGAGAGAAGCUGGAGUUGCUGAUUGACAAGACAGAAAAUCUGGUUGAUUCAUCGGUCACGUUUAAGACCACAAGUCGUAACCUGGCUCGAGCCAUGUGUAUGAAGAACCUCAAGCUGACUAUUGUCAUUGUGCUGGUGUGCCUGGUGAUCCUUUACAUAAUCGUUUCUGCUGCCUGCGGAGGCCUCAGCUGGCCCACUUGUGUCAAAUGAGAGGCGAAUGGGGAUAAAAGAGAAGGAGAUAAAGGAAAAAAGGAAGAGGGGGAGAAGAGCCUGUUCAACUCUGCCUGCCAGUGGACACAAAAGGAAACACAACUUUCCUUCCUCUACUCUAGCUUCAACAUCCCCGGAAGACACGCUGCUGCUUCUCCUCCUCCUCCUCCCUCGCCCCCCUCUUUGAUAGUGUGCACAUUCACUUGCCUUCUGGACAGGGAGUCCCACCCCAUACCACCACUAAUGGACAGCAGCCGUGUGGCAUAAAACUGAUGUAGAACAAUAAUCUUGUUUUAUAGUAGUCUGUUACAUCCAUCCUGUCUCAUGCACGUAGUGGCCUGAUGUAUCAGUUUGUGAUACUGUCCUAUCAAUUAUAUUUAAUACAUUCAGACUGAUAACAGAAUGGACCUCAAAGAUAGCAACGAUUACUUGUUACUGUCCUGCAUUUCCUAUGAUGUCAACAGAGGUAUGAGAGACCUGCAAGUAUAGGUAGCAUGUUGCAGAUCUAUCAAGACUGAAUACCACAAUACAGUGGUUGGUCCUCUGUUGCAUAACAAAAAACUAAUUUCUGACAAAACUAAUGCAGUAUACAGUAUGUCUCAAGUGGCAAGUGUGUAACGAACCAUGUUGGCGGUGUGUCAUGAAUGCCCCUUUUUGCUGAGAAACAGAUUUCCUUCUUGUUUUAUCACCAAGCAGAGUAGUAUAUUCUAAAAUGGGUGCCGUAAAAUACCAGAUAUGAUCAUACAAAUAAAUAUUGUAAAUUUGAUUGAUAUUACCGACUCAAAAGAUGUAAUGGUUCUUUUGAAUCCAGCCUGAUUUUGAGGAAAUCCUUAUCUCUUUUCCACUUUGAUAGGAGGCCAUCUUUCACCUUUUACCUCUGCUAGGAUGUUCAGUGAGCUCAUAUGUUCUUUUUGUUAACACAAUGCACUUUUUACAUUGUAUAUAAAUUUGCUUCCUGGCAUCAUAUGGUUUAUAAUCAUGUAAUUAUAAUUGUACAUCCAGAUUUGAAAUAAUAAAAUCUGAUGUAUCAAGUGGUUGAUCUCUUCAGAUGUUAAA